Molecule: messenger RNA, 2499 nt
Organism: Dendrobium catenatum
Lineage: Eukaryota; Viridiplantae; Streptophyta; Magnoliopsida; Asparagales; Orchidaceae
Product: beta-galactosidase 11-like
Exons: 19
Coding region: 1-2499 (832 amino acids)
Biological process (GO): carbohydrate metabolic process
Cellular component (GO): vacuole; cell wall
Molecular function (GO): beta-galactosidase activity; carbohydrate binding
Source: RefSeq, a predicted model, not a curated record
AUGGCUGCCGCCGGCCGGCGCGUCGGGCUACUCCUUUCCCUCUUCGCCACCGUCGUUGCGGUAUCUGCUAGCAAUGGCGGAGUUAACAACAGAGGAGUGAGUUACGAUUCUCGCUCGCUCAUCAUUAAUGGAAAGAGAGAGCUCUUGUUCUCUGGCUCCAUUCAUUAUCCUCGAAGCACACCAGAUAUGUGGCCUGGUAUCAUUGCCAAUGCAAAGAAGGGCGGAAUCAACCUGAUCCAAACGUAUGUUUUCUGGAAUGGUCAUGAACCAGUUCAGGGACGGUAUAAUUUUGAGGGGAGGUAUGACUUGGUGAAAUUCAUCAGGUUGAUUCAAAAGGAGAAAUUAUAUGUCACACUUAGGAUUGGACCCUUCAUUCAGGCUGAAUGGAAUCAUGGUGGAUUUCCAUAUUGGUUAAGGGAGGUAAAGAACAUCACCUUUCGAACCAACAACCCUCCAUUCAAGUAUCAUAUGGAGAAAUUUGUGAGAAAAAUUGUUGAUAUGAUGAAGGAAGAGAAGCUCUUUGCUUCUCAGGGAGGUCCUAUCAUCCUUGCUCAGAUUGAAAAUGAAUACAACAUGGUACAAGCGGCAUUUGGGGAAGAUGGCAAGAAGUAUGUACAGUGGGCAGCUGACUUUGCCUUGAGCCUUGGGAUUGGAGUUCCAUGGAUGAUGUGCAAGCAACAGGAUGCUCCUGGACCAAUAAUCAAUUCUUGCAAUGGAAGAAACUGUGGUGAUACCUGGAAGGGACCUAACCAUCCAACUAAGCCUCUUAUCUGGGCUGAAAACUGGACUGCUCAGUACCGAGUUUUCGGCGACCCGCCGUCUCAAAGGUCAGCUGAAGAUCUUGCAUUCUCUGUUGCUCGUUUCUUCUCUAAGAAUGGGACUCUUGCAAACUAUUACAUGUAUCAUGGAGGAACAAACUUUGGAAGAACUGGUUCUGCUUUUGUCACGACACGGUACUAUGAUGAAGCACCUCUUGAUGAAUAUGGUUUACAGAAACAGCCAAAAUGGGGACACCUGAAGGACCUCCACCGUGCUCUGAAACUUAGCAAGAAACCCCUACUUUGGGGUUCUUACAGUUUCAGAAAACUGGGGAAAGAUGUUGAGGCUAGAGUCUAUGACCUUCCUAGUAAGAAAGUGUGUGCUGCUUUCCUCACAAACAAGAAGGCUGACCGAGAUUACACAGUGAGCUUCCAUGGCGUCAACUACUUCUUGCCACGCCAUUCUAUUAGCAUUCUUCCAGACUGCAAGACUGAAGUCUUCAAUACUCAGAGGAUUAAUGCCCAGCACAACUCAAGGACCUUCAUUCGAUUUGUGGAGAGGAAGAAGAAAAAAAGAUGGGAGAUGUACCAGGAUCAUAUCCCCAGAUAUCAUGACAAAGGAAUUGUUCAUAGCCCGGAGCCAUUGGAGCUCAUGAACAUGACCAAGGAUACCACUGAUUACCUUUGGUAUACCACCAGAUUUAAGCUGCAGCAAGAAGACUUGCCCUGGAGGAAAGAUAUUCAUCCUGUGCUCCAAGUUGCAAGCCUUGGCCAUGGUGUGCACGCAUUUGCCAAUGGCCAAUACCUUGGAAACGCACAUGGUAGCAAGAUUGAGAAGAGCUUUGUCUUACAAAAAGUCAUGAAUCUGAAGCGUGGAACCAACCACAUUACCAUCCUAGCCAUGACCGUUGGUUUCCCAGAUAGUGGUCCUUACCUUGAACGCCGGCUUGCUGGAAUUCGCUCGGUCGCCAUCCAAGGCCUUAACACAGGUACCCUGGAUCUCACUGCCAAUGGUUGGGGCCAUAAGGUUGGCUUUAGAGGAGAAAAGCUCCGGAUCUACUCAAAUGAAGGAGUCUCCAGAGUUCAAUGGACAAAAGCUAAGAGCAACGUACCCAUUACCUGGUACAAGAGAUACUUCGAUACACCCCAUGGAACCGAUCCAGUCAUCAUCGACAUGAGCACCAUGGCCAAAGGUCUUGUCUGGGUCAAUGGCGAAGGCAUUGGCCGAUACUGGGUUUCAAAUCUCUCUCCUCUGGGGACCCCAACUCAGACUGUCUAUCAUAUCCCUCGCUCAUUCUUGAACCAAACAAAGAACCUUCUUGUUGUAUUCGAGGAAUCUGGAGGAAACCCCGAGGGAAUCCAAAUUUUUACAGUUAGGAGAGACGACAUAUGUACUUACGUGUCUGAAUAUCAUCCUGGUGUUACCAAAUCUUGGUCGAGGAAGGAAGGCCAACUCAGGUCGGUUGUUGAGGAUGUUAAGCCAGAAUCUCACCUCAAAUGCCCAGACAAUAAAGUCAUCCAAGCCAUCACCUUUGCUAGCUUUGGCAACCCCAGCGGCGUGUGUGGAAACUACACCAUUGGAAGCUGCCAUGCUCCACAAACGAAGCUUGUUGUUGAGAAGGUCUGUUUGGGAAAAGCUUCUUGUGUGCUGCCAGUGAAAGGGGAGGUUUAUGGUGCAGAUGCAAACUGUCCAGAAACUACGGCGACGCUUGCAGUUCAGGUCUUUUGUGGCCGUAAGUAG